Erpetoichthys calabaricus (reedfish) is the source of this 1152-nucleotide messenger RNA. RefSeq lists its product as uncharacterized. The transcript has 6 exons. Gene Ontology annotation, biological process: immune response-activating cell surface receptor signaling pathway; positive regulation of natural killer cell mediated cytotoxicity. The record is from RefSeq and is a predicted model, not a curated record. Bases 315 to 1094 code for a protein of 259 amino acids. Lineage: Eukaryota; Metazoa; Chordata; Cladistia; Polypteriformes; Polypteridae.
GCUAUAUUAAAUAUCAAUCAUUAUUUCAAGUGUCACAACAAUAACAUUUUCAGAACGUCGGUUCACAAUUAUUUUGCCUGUGGUAGUGCACUAAGAAGAAAGAAGCAAACAAAACACGAAGCCUUAGCAGCUUACCCACCAAUAAUGUAGCGCCUCCUCAACGGAAACUGAAGUGCAUUUCACCAAUCUUGCAAAUAAGAACUAGUCCUAUGAAUUUAAAUACUGCAAAACUACAGCCUGAAGCUGCUAGUGUCCAUAAGAUUUAACUUCAUUUACGAUUUGGCAGGGGUGCGAUCCCUUCACUUCACCCAACAAUGCAUUGCUUCAUUAAAAGAUGGUUAUGCCUGUCCACAGUCUUUCUACCAGGGCAGAUGAAUUUCACCGUAUAUCAACACCCGGAAUCUAUCACCGUGUCCGCAGGGUCUAACAUCACACUGAGCUGUUCCUUCACUGCACCGGAAUUCGCGAACUUGACCCAAGUGAGAUGGUAUAAAAUAUUAAACCAGAGUGAGGAUUUCCAAGUCAUCAAAGAAUCUAAAUUAAAGUCAGUACUUGCUAAUCGCUUUUACCUCAGCAAUGAAUCUUCAGAUUCUCUGCAACUGCACCUGGCGCUUGUUGGUUCUGCUGAUAGCGGCACAUAUAUUUGUGAAGUAACGAGAUGGAUACCGAGUCCACUUAUAAGAAUGUCAGGGAACGGCACAGCUGUCACGGUGACAGACGAAGACCCUGUCGUUAUCGGUUCCAGGAGCUUUUUGACAGAAGUUCUGCUGUACAGCGCACUAAGUUUAAUGCCGCUGAUCGUCGUGGCACUAAUUCUGAGGUGCACAAGAGCAAAGAAAAGGGGUAGGGACUUAAAUCCGAAUUCCGACCAGGAAAAGAAUUCUGUUCUGAAUAAAUCGGAGAAGCCUUCAGUAACCAACGUUUGUUACGCAGAAGUGGCAUUUCUGAAAAAGACGCGCCGGGGAGAAAAUACCAGCACCCACAACAAGAUAGUUCCGGGAGGACCACAGUCAAAGGUAGCAGAGACCUGCGUGAAGAAGUCCGAGGAGCGGCCUGAGAUUGUAUAUUCUUUAAUCACACAGUGUAAACGUUAAUAUGCAAUUAAACACUCCUUUACCGCUGUCGCCGUGAAGAGUGCCAGUUUUUUUUAAA